Penaeus indicus is the source of this 1949-nucleotide messenger RNA. RefSeq names its product cell cycle checkpoint protein RAD17-like (gene Rad17). The coding region runs from base 132 to 1949 and encodes 605 amino acids. Gene Ontology annotation, biological process: DNA damage checkpoint signaling; mitotic DNA replication checkpoint signaling; DNA repair. NCBI's taxonomy places the organism in Eukaryota, Metazoa, Arthropoda, Malacostraca, Decapoda, Penaeidae. The transcript has 12 exons. Gene Ontology annotation, molecular function: chromatin binding; DNA clamp loader activity. The record is from RefSeq and is a predicted model, not a curated record.
AUUUAAAGUCUUGAUCAUAACAGAGUUUCUGAAGUUUUUUUUCUCUCUUAUUCUUUUUGUAAUUUCCCAUUUUCCAGCGCGUUUUUCUGUCUCGCCGAUGGUUAAAGGAUUCUGUGUUGACUUGAAGGGCUAUGGCGAGUAAAGGCGGCAGAUCAAAGGGUUCAUCAUGGUUAACUCCAACCUUAGACGACUUUGGAUUAGCAUCUUCGACCCUGAGUGAGAGGAAGCCAAGGAAGCGACCCAGAGAAGCCGAGAUCUUUAGUCAGUGCGGGAAGAAAGUACAACAGGGAGGAACCGCGCUCUGGGUUGAACUGUACGCACCAACGACUCGAGAUGACUUGGCUGUCCACAAGAAGAAAGUCCAAGAGGUGGAGAACUGGCUGGUGGAGAGCAUGGCUGGGAUGAAGGGCCGUAGGUUUCUUCUCUUGACGGGUCCUGCAGGCUGCGGAAAAACGGCCACAAUAAAGAUAUUAGCAAGAGAGGCAGGGUUCACGACACAGGAAUGGAUCAACCCGACGUCAACGAGUUACAAGUCCUCUUUCGCGGAUCAAGAAAAUACAUGGAUCCCCGGGGACACUGUCGUCCCUGGUAGCCAGACGUCUCAAUUCCGAGAUUUCCUCAUUCGGACGAGCAAAUACAGGAGCGUGUGCGGGACGGGAAAGGCCGGAAAUAUCAUCCUGAUUGAAGACUUCCCAAACGCCUUCCUACGAGAUCCUUCCGAGUUUCACAUGAUGCUCAGACAAUAUAAAGGCAGCAGCCCCGUUGUAUUCAUCAUGACGGACUCUACCAAUCAGCAGAGCAGCGCCAAGCAUGUAUUCCCCGUCAAUCUUCAGCAGGACCUUUCCAUCAUAAAUAUUCAAUUCAAUCCCAUUGCAAGUAGUUUGCUGGUGAAAGCCUUGAGUCGUAUUGCAAGUAUGGAGAGUGUCUGCUCAGGACAGCCUGUGCCCCCCAAAGAAGCCCUCCAGACUUUGGCCGAUGCGUCUGGAGGAGACGUGAGAAGCGCAGUUAAUGCCCUUCAGUUUGCUGCGAAGAAAGAUGUUUACCAUAUUCAAGACUUGUUUGCUGGAGGGUCUGAUAAGGGAAAAUCAAAAGCUUCUAUUAAGACGCAAAGAAAGGCAAAAGGGACCAAAACUUCAUCAUCAAAAGCAGGCGAUGCCGACUCUGAAAAUCUCAUAGCCGUAGGAGGAAAAGAUGCCUCACUUUUUCUCUUCAGAGCCUUAGGAAAAGUUUUGUAUUGUAAACGUAACCAAGAAGGUGCAGUAGACCCUCUGCCUAAGCACCUGAAGUCAGAAGAACGGUUACCAUUGCAAGAAAACCCAGAGAGUAUUUACGACAAAACCUCAAUGGGAGCAACGAGUUUCAGCCUCUUCCUGCACCAGAAUUGCUUGGCCUUCUAUUCCAGCAUAGACAACUUAGGGAAAGCAUUGCAUCAUCUAACAGAUUCGGAUAUUCUGUCUGCGGAGUGGACAGGGAAAAACAUUCUGGAAGAUUAUGCUGCAUCUGUAACUGUGCGAGGUUUGAUGCAUGCAAACCAUGCAGAACAGACGGGCAGUAGAUGGAGGCCGCUGACAAGACCAGUGUGGUACAGUGUCGCAAAGAAAAGCCAAGAGCACAUGUCAGUGUUAAGAGCCGAACACCGAAUGGCCUCGUUCACAACUGUGGUCGUCCCAUUGCAAGCAAAGAUCUUUUCAGCCACCAGGAGAGGUCAGUUCUCCUUGACAAGGGAAAUCGGCUCCUUCUCAAACAUCCAGAUGAAGAAUUCCUCAGGGGAUCAGUUAGACGAGCAUGACGCCAAUUCAUCGGUCGUAGAGGAUGAGGAGUCAGAGCAAACAGGAGGAACGGGGAAUGAUGAUAAAGAGAACAAAGACGCAGAAGUCGAUCUGUUGGAAAACCAAGAGGCCAGCGAUCCUGACGAAGACUUCAGAAUUGACGAAUUUGACGAUGAUUGA